Molecule: messenger RNA, 4024 nt
Organism: Manis pentadactyla (Chinese pangolin)
Lineage: Eukaryota; Metazoa; Chordata; Mammalia; Pholidota; Manidae
Product: calcium/manganese antiporter SLC30A10-like
Exons: 4
Coding region: 2499-3851 (450 amino acids)
Biological process (GO): detoxification of zinc ion; manganese ion transport; zinc ion transmembrane transport
Cellular component (GO): membrane
Molecular function (GO): zinc ion transmembrane transporter activity
Source: RefSeq, a predicted model, not a curated record
UAGCCUUAAAGGAUUGUUAACAGAUUCCCCUACUUUUAAUAAUCCACAAGUGAGAGAAUUGUGGUCUUUAAUCCUUUACCUCCCAGGAGGACCUGACCCAAAAAUAAAAACACCUAUAACCCAUCCUAAAUCAUAUAUUUCCUGUCCCAGCUCCCCCCCAGAAAAUUCUGAAACAGAUAACGAUUGGUUAGUUAUAAAUAGGAAGAUAAGCUUUCCCGUAUGGAGAAAAUGUAUGUAUUCCUCUCAAAUUGAAAGACCUGUACCAAUGUUAAACCUUUCUCUAUAUGAUUGGAGUUCCCUCAACCCCUGUACUGAUUAUAGAGCAUAUUUGCAUGCCUCAAAUGUUCACUACAAAUAGAAUGAUGUUUAUCUACCUUUGCCCCUAACUGUAAAUCGAUGGCAUAUUAAUGCUUGGGUUCCUCCCAUUUUGAUCACAUCCCUAAAUGGUAAAGGUUUCUUACAGUCAGAACUGUGGCAAGCUAUUGCAGGUGUUAGUCCAGUCGGUCUACAUAGACCUUCUAGUAUGACUAGUUAUCAAAUACAAGCCUGUUUAUAUACACUUUAUGCCUUUCUUUUAACUCAAAAUUAUAUCUCUGAAUAUUAUAAAAACAUGUUGAUAAAUUUGUGAUUGUGCUCAUUGAACUCUUUCUAAUUGAAUUUUUGCUAAAAAUAAUGUUAAGAUCAUUUUGAUAGUUCGCCAUUCUCCUUAUUUAAUGGUUCCGGUAACUUUAAAUUCCUCAUGGUUUGAUGGUUAUGGCCCACAAGCCCUGAGAGAUCCUAGCGCCCUUCUGCUCCGCAGUUGGCGGUUUGUGGUUUCUCUAAUUCUCGGAAUUACUACCCUCAUAACUUUGGCUACUUACCUUUCACUUUUGGCAGUAGCACUCACCCAGGGACACACACCGCCACAUUUACCGAUCAGCUUUCCAAGGAUAUAUCCUUAGCUUUAGCAACACAAGAAAUUAUUGAUCAAAAGUUAGAAUCCAAAGUUAAUGCUUUAGAAGAAGCUAUUUUAACUAUUGGUCGUGAACUAAUGACACUAAAGUUUCGCUUAGCACUUCCUUGCUAUGCAGAUUAUCAUUGGAUAUGUGUUACUCCUCUUCAAGUCAAUGAAUCUGUUCAUUCUUGGGAAAAGGUAAGAAAUCAUGUUAUGGGUAUAUGGAAUCAUACUGAAUUAAGUUUUGAUUUUUCUAAACUUCACCAAGAGAUUCACUAUAUAAGUCAGGCCAAAAGAGGUUUUUCCAUUUCUCAUAUUUCUCAAGGAUUCUUUAAUAAUAUUGCCUCCUAUGUUUCAAAACAAAGUAUUUCCUCCCUGUUAAUUAUGUAGCUAUUAGUGGUGGACUCAUCCUUCUUCUCCUUUUCCUUCCAGUUCUUCAAGCUCUUAAAGAACAGCAUCCAAAAAGUUGCAGCUGAGCUUCAUACCUUCAAAUUAAAAAAUCAAAAAGGGGGAGAUGCCGGGAGUCAACCCACUCGGCCUGCCUGAUGGCACAGCCCAGGAGGCUGAUGGAUGGAUGCCGCACAGCAGGCCUCCAAAGGGAAGGCUACUGAUAUCUCUUUUACUGCUUAAUUUCACUAUUCCCCUAGAUUCGAACAGCCCUCAUGAAUCAGAAAAAGCCCCUAGAGAAAGGACUGUUAGGAGCUGUAGAGCAAUCAUAAAACUCAGCUUGUGACCCUGCACAUUCCCCUCAGGCCAGUGGGUUAUUAUCCCUGGGCUGGGAAAUAGAAGAAAGUUCAGGUGGCUUCACGGUACAACUCCCUGGCCAGCUUGGCCCCCAGGAGAAACGAGAUGACCAACAUGGGGUGUGGGUCGGGAAAGCAGGUGGAAAAAUCUUGGUAGAGUCCCCUUAUGAAUCAUUACUAUAGAAAUUACAGUAAGUAUUGUUAGACUCAAAAUGAACAGAAUGAGUGCAGCUCAUUCUUCUGUAAAUGGUUUCAGGGAACUAUGGAAAAAACAUGCCCCACAGCGAGCCUAGGAGUGUGUCCGGUUAAGCAAGUUUUAAGACACAUUCAGAAGACAUUGUGUUGCCUUGUAGAAAUUCAACCUGAGAUUAGAAUCUAAAAGUAUGAGAACAACAGAAAAAUCUUGAGGAAGAAAAAAUGAUGACCUUUCAUGGUUGGGAAUGCAGGGGAACAUUCCGAGAAAUAGAUUAUGCCAUAAAUCACCUAAUGACACAUGCUUAAUGAUGAUUUUAUGUAACCAAUCCCCUAUAUAUUGCUUGAAGUUGCUGUCAAUAAACAAGCCAGCUUCGCAUCUUUGCUAGUGUCUGUGUCCUCAUUCAUUCGCCGACGCCGUUUCUCCUUCGGGGACCGCUGGACUCGCUGGAGCUGGACGCCCGGAGACAUUGGCCGGUGGCCUCCAGCCCAGCGAGGCCGGGACGCCAGCGAGGGGCAGGGGGCCGCGGGCGGCAGGCAGGCGCGGCAGGCACGGCGAGUCAGGGGCGCCAGGCCGAGCCCCCAGCUGCGGAGGCGCUUCCGGGCACCGCCGCGCGCCCUGCGGGGAGAUGGGCCGCUACUCGGGCAGGACGUGCCGACUGCUCUUCGUACUCGUGCUCACCGCCGUCUUCUUCGUGGCCGAGCUGGUCUCGGGCCACCUGGGCAACUCCAUCGCGCUGCUCUCCGACUCCUUCAACAUGCUGUCCGACCUGAUCUCGCUGUGCGUGGGGCUGGGCUCCGGCUACAUCGCGCGCCGCCCCGCGCGGGGCUCCCGGGCCACGUACGGCUACGGCCGCGCCGAGGUGGUGGGCGCGCUGAGCAACGCCGUCUUCCGCACCGCGCUGUGCUUCACCAUCGCCGUGGACGCCGUGCUGCGCCUGGCCCGGCCCGAGCGCAUGGACGACCCCCAGCUGGUGCUCAUCGUCGGCGCCCUGGGGCUGGCCGUCAACGUGGUGGGGCUGCUCGUCUUCCAGGAUUGCGCCGCCUGCCUCGCAGGCUGCGGGGGCCGCCGGCCGCAGCAGCCGCCAGCAGAGCGCUGGACCCGUGCCGCCUCCGCGACGGCCCCCGGGGCCUCGGCUUCCGCGGCGGAAGAGCCGGCGACCGUGUCCUCAAACGCAGCAGGUGAUUCCCUGAACACCCAGAAUGAGCCAGAGGAGACUGUGAAAAAGGAGAAGAAGUCCGAAGCCCUGAAUAUCAGAGGUGUACUUCUGAAUGUGAUGGGAGAUGCCCUGGGGUCGGUAGUUGUGCUGAUAGCAGCCACCAUGUUCUGUGUGCUUCCUCUGAAGCCCGAGGAUGCAUGUAACUGGCAGUGCUACAUCGACCCCAGCCUGACUGUCGCCAUGGUCAUCAUCAUUUUGUCAUCGGCCUUCCCACUCAUCAAGGAGACCACUGCCAUUCUGCUGCAGAUGGUCCCCAAAGGAGUCAACGUGGAAGAGCUGAUGAGUAAACUCUCUGCCGUGCCUGGAAUUAGCAGUGUACAUGAGGUGCACAUCUGGGAGCUUAUAAAUGGGAAGAUCAUUGCCACCCUGCAUAUCAAGUAUCAGAAGGACAGAGAAUAUCAGGAUGCCAGUGUAAAAAUUCGAGAAAUCUUCCACCAGGCGGGAAUCCACAAUGUGACCAUCCAGUUUGAGCAUGUGGACUUGAAGGAGCCCCUGGAAGAGAAGGACCUGCUGCUGCUCUGCAGCGCACCCUGCAUCUCCAGAGCCUGCGAGAAGCAGCUGUGCUGUCCCCCCAGGGCGCUGCCUCUGGCCCACGUCAAUGGCUGUGCUGAGCACAAUGGCUGCCCCCCUCUGGACCCAUACCAGAGAGAAAGCACAGACGUGGCUAUCGAAGUAUCUCUGGAAGGCUGUCUGAGUGACCACGGACAAGCUGUCAGCAAAACUCAGGAGGACCAAGGUCUUGCCAGCAGUACACAUUUUUAACCUGGCGCCCCCUUAAACAGACUGCAUCGAUGAGGCCCGCUGGAAGCACCAGCCUGGCUUGUGGAGGGAGCCGUGUGGGCGGUAGGCCCUGCCCAAGCCUGCCGUGCGCGCUGUCCGCGUUCAGCGCGGGUGGGUUGGCUGGGAUGUUAGUUGAACAUGUCUGUUAAUUUUUA